Haliotis rubra (blacklip abalone) is the source of this 1604-nucleotide messenger RNA. Its product is annotated as neuronal acetylcholine receptor subunit alpha-10-like. Gene Ontology annotation, biological process: regulation of membrane potential; nervous system process; signal transduction. The record is from RefSeq and is a predicted model, not a curated record. The coding region runs from base 90 to 803 and encodes 237 amino acids. Gene Ontology annotation, molecular function: acetylcholine-gated monoatomic cation-selective channel activity; transmembrane signaling receptor activity. Gene Ontology annotation, cellular component: neuron projection; synapse; postsynaptic membrane. Lineage: Eukaryota; Metazoa; Mollusca; Gastropoda; Lepetellida; Haliotidae. The transcript has 8 exons.
CCGAAACAGACAGCCCGUGUCUACGUCGGUGGAGGAAGUUUCUUUCAGAAAUAUUAUCCGGGGAUUGUGCAAGACGUGGGCGGCCAAGGAUGGACCUGAAGAUGCUGUUUCUCCUCGCUGGAGGGAUGUUAGUCUCUGCAAGCAGUGUUGACAAACAUCGUCUGGUUGCUGGUCUGUUUGAGAACUACGACAAACGUAUCGAACCCUUCGAUGAUGACUACCCACUGGACGUGAAGAUGGAUCUCACUCUUAUCGAGAUAAUGGACAUCGACGAGACAAAGCAAGUGAUGACGACACAUAGCUGGAUAACACUGAAAUGGGUGGAUGCAAGGUUGGCAUGGCAACCAGAACACUUUGGGGACGUGACUGACCUACGGAUCCCAUCCGACAUGAUAUGGACGCCUGACCUGACAUUAAAAAACACAGUAGAACUAAACAACCAACUUUUACCAGGCGGACAGAACAACGCCAUACUACUUUCAAGUGGAGAAGUCAUCUUGGUGUACCAAGCCAUCUUAAAAACGUCAUGUCGUGUCGACCUGUCGUACUUUCCAAUGGAUCAACAAAUGUGUCGGAUAAGUUUCCAUUCGUGGUCCUACACUGGCGAUAAACUUAAUGUCACAAAUGGUGCAGGAGAACCCGGUGAUUUAAAUGAGUAUAUAUCAAACAUGGAAUGGAUCCUAUUGUCAUACGAGAAGAGCCGAGACACUACAUUCUAUACAUGCUGCCCGGAGCCCUACAUCACAUUAAACUUCGACGUCGUUUUGAGACGGCGCCCCUGUUCUUCCUGGUCAAUCUCAUGAUGCCGUGUCUUGUCGUGACGCUGGUCGCUCUGCUGGGGCUCCUGGUGCCCAACGAAUCAGGGGAGAAGAUUACGAUUGGAAUCACGUCUCUGCUGGCAAUGAUAGUAUUGCUGCUUGUUAGUUCACAGUCAACGCCACCGACGUCGAUUGUGACCCCUCUUAUUGUUGUGUACUAUACAAUCAACAUCGUCAUUGUGUCUCUGAGUGUUGGUCUGGCCGUGUUCACUCUGAAUAUCCAUCACCGAGGGGCGAGAGGACACAGACCCCCACGGCUUGUCAAAACACUGUGUUUCGGUUUUCUUGCGAAGAUCCUCCUUGUCAAAGUAGACCUGCCAGAGUCUGCCAAGCUGGAAAUGAUACCAAAUCCUGCUAAUCAUCAGGCCAUGAAUGCAUACCAGCCAGCACCCACCCCGACAGAGGGACAACCUGGUGGAGGGAAUAACGUGGUGGAUGUUCUCAACCGACUGCUCCACACGGUAGAGAAGGCCAUGGACCUACACAAGAGGAGGAUCACAACACAAGACAGUCUUGACGAGGCUACAUAUGAGUGGAAACAGCUGGCCAUCGUUCUCGAACGCGCUCUGACGAUUAUAUUUCUCAUCGUCACUGUUUGUACGACGAUUGCAAUGUUCUCGUAGACCCCGGAAGCAGCAAGACCCCAUGGAACAGGUGGUUAAAGUGUUCGCUCGUCGGACUGCAGAUCUACCAUCUGUUCCAGAUAUGGGUGCGGCAUAGAGUAUGUUCUUCUAGACUUAAGAGCCCGGAUGUAGACCAGUGUUUAUAGUGUUUGCUGGGUUCGAU